CAGUUAUCGUUUCAAGCAUGGAGCUUAUCAAAACUUCCAUCUUCAUAUUCUUGGCACUCCUCCUUAUCAAGAUAAUAAUCAGAAAGCUUUAUCACCGCCAACUCCAACCCAACUAUCAACCCCCAGGCCCUAGAAACCUCCCCAUAAUUGGCUGCAUGCACCAUCUCCUCGCCGGCCGCCUUCCCCAUUGCGCUCUCCGCGACCUCUCCCUCAUCUACGGCCCCAUUAUGCGCCUAAAACUAGGCGAGAUCCACACCAUCAUCAUUUCCUCUGCCGAAGCGGCCAAAGAGAUCAUGCAGACCCACGACAUCAUGUUCGCAUCGCGGCCCGUCUCCCCCAGCAUCGACGUUCUCUUCUACGGUGGCAAAGGUCUCAUCUUUGCUUCAUAUGGCGAGUUUUGGCGCCAGAUGCGACGAAUCUGCACCAUGGAGCUGCUCAGCUCGAAGCGUGUUCGCUCCUUUCGCGCCAUAAUAGAGCAGGAGGUCUCCCAUCUACUUCAAUCCAUUAAUGCAGCAUCGUCCGCCGGCGUUGACAUCAACCUAAGCAGGGAGUUCGCCAACCUCAGCAACAACAUCAUGGCAAUCCUAGUUGUUGGCAGUCGGUGCGAGGACCAGAAGUUGUACUUAGCGGCGCUCAAAGAAGUUAUAGAACUGAACUCCGGUUUCUCCCUGAUCGAUCUAUUCCCUUCGAUGCCCGACUUCAUCAAAAGCAUCGCUGGCUUUCGACAGAAGCUAGAGCGCUGCAGGUUGAAGUUGGACCGAAUAAUAGAGAAAAUACUGCAAGAGCACAUUGAGAAGAGGGCUCAAAAGUCCGUGGAUGCGGAGGAUCUCACUGACGUGCUUCUCAGAAUCCAGCAGGAUGGCAACCUCCAGUUUCCGCUCUUAAACGACCACAUCAAGGCUGUCAUUAACGUGCGGUGUAAUCUCUUAAACGACCACAUCAAGGCUGUCAUUAACGAUAUUCUUAUGGCCGGAAGCGAGACAACCGCAACUACCUUGGAAUGGGCAAUUUCGGAGCUUGUUCGGAACCCAACGGUCAUGAAGAAGGCGCAGAGAGAGGUGAGAGAGGCGUUCGGCGACGGCCCGACUCAGAUAAUUGGAGAAGAGAAGUUGAUGAGCGGUAGACUUAACUACUUGCAGCUGGUGAUAAAGGAGACAUUGCGGCUGCACACUCCAGUGCCCUUGCUGCUGCCAAGGGAGAACAAAGAUAGAUGCAAGGUGAUGGGGUAUGACAUUGCUGCAAGGACAACGGUGAUGGUGAACGCGUGGGCCAUAGGGAGGAAUUCUAAAUACUGGGACGAGCCGGAGCUCUUUAGGCCGGAGAGGUUCGAGGAGAACCAGUCUGACAUGAAGGGAGCUCACUUUGAAAUGAUACCCUUUGGUGCUGGGAGGAGAAUUUGUCCCGGGAUGCAUUUUGCGUCGGCGAUGGUUGAAAUGACGCUCGCAUACUUGUUAUAUUAUUUUGAUUGGGAGUAUGUGGCUAAGAAUGGAGAGGAGCUUGACAUGAGCGAAGCUUUUGGAGUUGCAGUGAGAAGGAAGUCGCCUCUUUAUUUAUUAGCAAAACCUUGCUUUCCAAUUUCUGGAGCUAGGAGUAAUGCUUUAGCUCAUCCAAAAUCACAAAAAAUUUAA
Phalaenopsis equestris is the source of this 1628-nucleotide messenger RNA. Its product is annotated as cytochrome P450 71D7-like. Lineage: Eukaryota; Viridiplantae; Streptophyta; Magnoliopsida; Asparagales; Orchidaceae. The coding region runs from base 18 to 1628 and encodes 536 amino acids. The transcript has 2 exons. The record is from RefSeq and is a predicted model, not a curated record. Gene Ontology annotation, molecular function: iron ion binding; monooxygenase activity; heme binding.